AUGGCAUUCCUGGCAUUCCUUGGAGCUGUAGCUUCAUUCCUUCUUCUCAUCAUCACUGUCCUGUUUCUCCUCAUCUGCACAAUUUUCUAUGGUGUGGAAUUGGUCCUCCUUCUUCUCCAUUUUGCCCUGGCCAUCCCAUACCACGGCACCAAUAUUUUGGCCAAACUCCUUCGUUGCAUUCUGCCUUCGCCCAUUGUUUUGAUUUGGCAUGGUCUAUGGGGUGGUAUAGAAGAUAGGAUCAUGGCCUGGAGGCGCUUCUGGACGGUCUCAGUGGAGCAGAGGGCUCAACCCUUGGUGGACAAGCACAUCAAAUUGGCUAGGCGCUUGGAGAAAGUGCACCGUCGCCUGGCUCGUGCUAUCCCGGGGUCGCAGUUGGACGUCGACCUCCACACCAAGUCAUGUCUGCUCGACGACAAGGCCUUUGCAGCUGAAAUGGAACUCGAGAGCGUUUUUCGCCGAUAUGUACCCCACAACCAAUACGAGGAAUAUUGCCGUCGCUACAGUGUCACUCCCAAGCGCGUCUAG
Molecule: messenger RNA, 525 nt
Organism: Psilocybe cubensis
Lineage: Eukaryota; Fungi; Basidiomycota; Agaricomycetes; Agaricales; Agrocybaceae
Exons: 2
Coding region: 1-525 (174 amino acids)
Source: RefSeq, a predicted model, not a curated record